This is a messenger RNA of Anarrhichthys ocellatus (wolf-eel), 903 nucleotides long. RefSeq names its product arginine vasopressin receptor 2, like (gene avpr2l). Lineage: Eukaryota; Metazoa; Chordata; Actinopteri; Perciformes; Anarhichadidae. Gene Ontology annotation, molecular function: peptide binding; vasopressin receptor activity. The record is from RefSeq and is a predicted model, not a curated record. The transcript is spliced from 2 exons. Gene Ontology annotation, cellular component: plasma membrane. Gene Ontology annotation, biological process: positive regulation of vasoconstriction; cellular response to hormone stimulus; G protein-coupled receptor signaling pathway.
AUGGGUUUCAGCAGCAACAGUUCAGAAAAGGCAACAGUUGAGGAUGGAGAAGUGUAUGGACAUUUUGCGCUCAUCAAAGCUGGGAUUUUGGGUUUGGUUUUUGUGCUUGCAACAUGUGGCAAUCUUUUCUUCUUGGGCAGACUUUGGAAGAGGCGAAAAAGAAACACAAAGACCCAGCUGUUCCUGUUGCACCUGUGCCUGGCAGAUCUGGUGGUCGCCUUUUUCCAAGUCCUACCGCAGUUUGUCAUGGAAAUUACGCACCGGUUCCGAGGCACGGACUUCCUGUGCCGGUCCGUGAAAUACUUGCAGGUGGUCGGGAUGUUUGCCUCCAUGUACAUGAUUGUGGCCAUGACCAUAGACCGGUACCAUGCGGUUUGUAAGCCGAUGGUUUCCUUCUUGAAGGGCUCGUUUCGGAGAUACCUCUCCAUAGGCGCAGCGUGGCUCAUCUCUCUCGCCUUCAGCGCUGCUCAGAUCUCCAUCUUCUCUCUCCAUGAGGUGGGGGAGAACCUGUACGAGUGCUGGGCCACAUUUAUUGAACCGUGGGGGAGCAGGAUCUACAUUACCUGGAUCACUCUGUCAGUGUUUGUCCUGCCUGCAGUCAUUGUGCUCUACUGCCAAAUAAGAAUAUGCACAACAAUCUACUUCAACAUGAAGAGAAAGGCGCUGCAGGCGGGGCGCGCACGCACUAAGGGGGUGUCCAACGCCAUGCUGAAGACUGUGAAAACGACAUUUGUUAUUAUAAUGACAAACACAGUGUGUUGGAGCCCAUUCUUUGUUGUCCAGUAGUGGUCUGCAUGGAGCCCCAGCAGUGCGCCUACUCAAGGUCCAGUAUUUGCCAUCAUCAUGUUGCUGGCCAGCCUCAACAGCUGCACCAACCCUUGGAUAUAUCUCUACUACACCUAA